Molecule: messenger RNA, 682 nt
Organism: Verticillium alfalfae VaMs.102
Lineage: Eukaryota; Fungi; Ascomycota; Sordariomycetes; Glomerellales; Plectosphaerellaceae
Product: transmembrane protein
Exons: 2
Coding region: 90-644 (184 amino acids)
Biological process (GO): protein folding in endoplasmic reticulum
Cellular component (GO): EMC complex
Source: RefSeq, a predicted model, not a curated record
ACCCUCAUUAAUUCAGCUCAGCCUUGUCAGCCAGCGUCUUUCCUGCUUCGAGCACCAGCUAUCCCCAGUCAAACCAACAAUCCGACGCCAUGUCUCUCGUCAAAGGCGACACCCCUCGCUGGGUCUCUCAGCUGCACUCGCCCCCUGCCUCCAAGCAGAAGGUCAACGGCAUUUCCGACCCGAACGGCUACCCUUCAUCCCAGUCCUCCGGCUCCAAGAAGCAGAAAGAUGUCAAGCACACACCGCGCAAGCAGCCGACCCCCGCCGAGAUGGACACGCUCAAGGUCAAAAAGGCCUGGGAGGUCGCCCUCGCCCCCGCCAAGAACCUGCCCAUGACCGCCAUCAUGAUGUACAUGUCCGGCAACUCCCUCCAGAUCUUCAGCAUCAUGAUGGUCCUCAUGGCCUUCAAGACGCCCAUCACCGGCCUCUUCGCCGUUAACUCGGCCUUUGAGCGCUUCGAGUCCGACACGAACAAGGGCCAGAUGUUCCAGGUCAAGAUGGCCUAUCUCGCCAUGCAGGUGCUGGCGCUCGCCGUCGGCGUGUGGAAAGUCAACGCGAUGGGGCUGCUGCCGACAACGCGGUCAGACUGGUUGGGCUGGGAGACUGUGAGGGCGCCGCUGGAGAAUGCGAUUGCUGCUUUGUAGAGCGGAACACGUUACAAUCAAACAAUUAUUUCUUCUCC